Molecule: messenger RNA, 465 nt
Organism: Postia placenta MAD-698-R-SB12
Lineage: Eukaryota; Fungi; Basidiomycota; Agaricomycetes; Polyporales; Adustoporiaceae
Exons: 3
Source: RefSeq, a predicted model, not a curated record
UUGACCUGGAUCGGCAACGACAGUUUGAGGGAGACGGGAGCUGGGGGAGACAGGGCGAGAAUGCCACGAGGCAGAUCGAGACGCAAGGGUGCUGCGGGGACCGAGGGGGUGUUGAGCCCGUCGGAUUGCUUUGUAGCGAGGGUAAUCCUCCUCGAUCGAUCGGGGUGUCCGAUUGGGGCACGGCUGCUGCUCGCAACGAUAGAGGAUAGUCUCAGGGCCGUCUGGGAUGUAGACGUCGAUGAGGUCCUGAGAGUCGAAUGCGUGGAUCUGGCCUUGACAGGCAGCCACGAUGGAUGGGGAGAGGACGGGGAGGAACCUAGUCCACGCGUCCGUGAGGACAAAUACCGCCCACUGAAGUGCAGGGGUGCGCACCACCCGACCUAUGGGAAAGGAAAGUGUGAGUGUGUGGGUUCCGAGAGAGAACGCCGGUUGCUUGGGGAGUUUCGACCUAAUGUCGUGACUUGA